Carassius carassius (crucian carp) is the source of this 1456-nucleotide messenger RNA. RefSeq names its product myogenic factor 6-like. Gene Ontology annotation, biological process: muscle organ development; regulation of transcription by RNA polymerase II; positive regulation of myoblast differentiation. The transcript has 3 exons. Gene Ontology annotation, molecular function: protein dimerization activity; RNA polymerase II cis-regulatory region sequence-specific DNA binding; DNA-binding transcription factor activity, RNA polymerase II-specific. NCBI's taxonomy places the organism in Eukaryota, Metazoa, Chordata, Actinopteri, Cypriniformes, Cyprinidae. The record is from RefSeq and is a predicted model, not a curated record. The coding region runs from base 28 to 729 and encodes 233 amino acids.
CUUACUGUCAAAACAGCCUACAACAACAUGAUGGACCUGUUUGAGACCAACACUUAUUUUUUCAACGAUUUACGUUAUCUCGAGGCGGACCAUGGGACCUUGGAUAUGCCUGGAGUGUCCCCACUCUAUGAGGGGAACGACAGCCCUCUGUCUCCGGGACAGGAUCCGGUCCCGUCCGAGACAGGGUGCGAGAGCAGCGGGGAGGAACACGUCCUUGCGCCGCCGGGGCUCCAGCCUCACUGCGACGGUCAGUGUCUAAUGUGGGCUUGUAAGAUCUGUAAGAGAAAAUCCGCGCCGACCGACCGGCGAAAGGCCGCCACUCUGAGAGAAAGGAGGCGGCUUAAAAAGAUCAACGAAGCGUUUGACGCGUUAAAGAAAAAGACGGUGCCCAAUCCGAACCAGAGGCUGCCCAAAGUGGAGAUUUUACGCAGCGCGAUAAACUACAUCGAGAAGCUCCAAGACCUGUUGCAUACGCUAGACGAGCCAGAACAGAACUCUGACAGUGACCCUUACACAUACAACGUAAAAGAAAACCAUGUGGCUCCCAAUGAGUAUCACUGGAAAAAGGGGAUUCCAGAUCAUUCCAACUCCCAGAUGGCCGGUCACCGAGAAGAAGCCGCAGUGGAGUCCUCAACGUCCAGCAGCCUUCGUUGCCUCUCCUCGAUUGUUGACAGCAUUUCCACUGAAGAGACGAAAGCUCGCUGUCCCGACCAGAUCACAGAAAAGUGAAGCUCGAGCAUCCGCCUCACAUUUCCUACGUAUACUUAUUUCCAUGAACUAGUGUGAAUGUUCUAAAUGUAAUAAGCAACUCUUUGCAAUAGCUUUUUAACAAUCAUGCUUAAAUAAUGAUCAUGAUGAUUAUAUAUGAAAAUAUAUGUUCAUAACAACAUUUCUAUAUCCUCGUAGCAUUUCCUGGCUUUCUGAUUGUGAUCUGUUUCGCAUUUUAUAAUUCAAUAAUGUAUUUAUUACAUUGCAAAAUAUUAUUAUGAAGUGUUCCAAUGUAAUAUUUAGAUUUCUUUUUUCAUAAAUGAUCAUUCAGUGUAGUUGCUGCGGCUAAUUCCAGAUAACUUUCAGGGUCAUUGAUAUCAGCAGAAUGAUUGCUGUCAAUUUAUGUAGUCUAUCUAAAAUGUACAUAUUUUGUAAUAUAUUGCUGUCACAUAAAUUAUUUUAUAAAUUAAUAAGACAAGUAGAGCACUUGAUCAAUACCGGAUGUAUUUCCAACAUUAAACAUUAAAAAUAUCAAAGAUGUACUCUGCAUUUUUAUUUACUUUGUUUAUUUUAACAUUUUAAUUGUCAAUUAUUUGUUUUUAAAAUUUUAUAAUUUGAAGGAUUCUGAAGGAUUUUACUGGUGAUUUUGAGGUUUUGAUAUGCCUGCAUCUUGUGAUGUCAAAACAUACCAGCCUAUUGUCUUAUUAAAUUUAAUCGUGACAUUAAACGAUGAAUGAAGUCAUUCAAA